UAUCACUCUCAUUCCACCUCUCUGUACCAAACCCUAGAUUUGCUCUUAACUAGUUCGUGCUUUCUGCUAUUGCAUAAGCUAUGCACAAAGAUCAACUCCUCCUCCUCCUCCUCCUUAUUCUACAUCCGUGUUUUAGUAUCCCCCUCGAAAUUAAUCGAUGUACCACCUCUUGUGGUGAGGUCACAAACAUAAGUUACCCAUUUCGAAUGAAGGGCGACCCGAAGGGCUGCGGCGACCGUAACUUUGAGCUAGCCUGCAUAAAUAACCGUGCCGUCCUAGAUUGGAAAUUGGGCCAGUACUAUGUACACUCCAUCAACUAUAACAACUACACGAUUACGGUCGCCGAUGUGGGGUUGCGGAAAGGAAAUUGCUCGUCUCUUCCUCUCCGCUCUCUCUCUUCUGCCGACUUCAACUACGUCCCGGAUUGGUAUUAUCGCCCGAGAUACGCAGUUGCAAUUGCGGUGAUCGUGGGCUGCAUGAAUGCUGUCAAUUCUCCGCUUUACAUCGACACUUCGUCGUGCCUUGAUGGGCUUCCAUUUUCGAAUUUCUCUAGCACGGGAAGGCGAUUAUAUGCCAUGGUCGAUCCGAAUGUCUCGUCUGUGGAAACUGCAUGCACUAUAGAGUUUAUGGCAGUGAUAGGUUGGUGGCCGGUUGAUGGCAAUGAUCUUCGUUCCUAUGCACAAAUUCACGAACUUAUGGUUGAUGGGUUCCAGCUUUCAUGGUAUCCUGGCAGGAAGAAAGAUCUGGAGCUCGUGGCCUCGCGAGUCAGCGUCGAGCGAAGCCUCGUCUCGCUGGAUCUGGCGAGGCCGGCGAUGCGAGAUUUGGCCUCGCCCAAGGCUGGUGAGCUCAGGCCGAGCCUCGCCGGAUCUGGCGAUUCGAAGCCUUGCUCGAGGCCGGCGAGGCUUGGCCUGAGCUUGCCGCCUCGGGCGUGCCGGGGCGAGGUUCAGCUUGAUUGUGGCCGGUCGCCGUGGCCGGCAACUGGCUGGUGA
Messenger RNA from Rhodamnia argentea, 989 nucleotides. RefSeq lists its product as uncharacterized. The transcript has 2 exons. Bases 81 to 989 code for a protein of 302 amino acids. The record is from RefSeq and is a predicted model, not a curated record. Gene Ontology annotation, molecular function: polysaccharide binding. NCBI's taxonomy places the organism in Eukaryota, Viridiplantae, Streptophyta, Magnoliopsida, Myrtales, Myrtaceae.